Messenger RNA from Saccostrea cuccullata (small rock oyster), 1028 nucleotides. RefSeq lists its product as uncharacterized. Bases 25 to 987 code for a protein of 320 amino acids. NCBI's taxonomy places the organism in Eukaryota, Metazoa, Mollusca, Bivalvia, Ostreida, Ostreidae. The record is from RefSeq and is a predicted model, not a curated record. The transcript has 4 exons.
UUUAUCCACUUGGUAGCGAUAAAGAUGGGCCUUCAACGAUGCCAGUUUGUGAUAUUUUAUACUUUUAUUUCACAAGCUUUGUCUGCACCGGAUGAUUUAAGAACUUACUGCCCCCGGGACAUUGCUCUAGAUCCACAAUACGUCUGGAUACAUGGUACCUCGUGCCUUCAGAUCUCCCUGGACAAGCGUGACUGGCCGCACGCGCGGGAGCGCUGUCAGCGCCAUGGAGGGGAUCUGGUGCAGAUCCGGAAUGCUGAUAUGCAGGGUUCCAUCAUAGAGAAGAUAAGACAAGUCCAUCACCACAUCAAGGAGGGCUUCUGGAUCGGGGCUUCAGAUCAACAUCAUGAGGGGAGGUGGGAGUGGGUGUCAGGUGACAAGACGAUGACGUAUGAUAACUGGAGUCCUCACCAGGGUCCCCACCAGACCGGAUUUCUGCUGAUACCGGGGGGAGGGGCGGAGGACUGCGGACUACUGAAGGUCACAGAUCAUUACAUGUGGCACGACUACCCCUGUCACAGCGGAAUAGCCUUCUUCUAUCCCUACAUUUGUCAGUUUGAUAUACCACAAACAACACAAAAACCAGAAACAACACCAACUCUAAAACCAACCUCAGCAGUAUCGACAACAAAACUAACAAAAGCAACGACACAAUCUACUGCGAAAUCAACUACAAAACCAAACUUUACACCAAAAGUCACAGAGCUAGCAUCGUCAACAACACUUUCUACAAGUAUUAAAAAAUCUACAACAGAAGAUCUAUCGUCAGUUCCAGCAAUGACAACAAAGUCCACACUUCUCUCUCUAUUAACAUCCAAGUACACCAUGACUGAGAAAACAAAUGGAAUCAGUUUAAUUCCGAACAAAAUCACAUCUGAAGGAAGUCCUAAGCUGACCACAGAAGAAUUUGAGAUACUAGUCACAGAGCAAGGUCAAAGUUUAACCACGACAGCAAAGAGUGAACCAGAGGGCAUGAUCAUUAUAGGAUAAAGAUUGUAGAUUUUUUUUUCAUCAAAAUUUGAAAAUAUUAA